Molecule: messenger RNA, 720 nt
Organism: Penicillium pulvis
Lineage: Eukaryota; Fungi; Ascomycota; Eurotiomycetes; Eurotiales; Aspergillaceae
Product: chitin deacetylase CDA4
Exons: 1
Coding region: 1-720 (239 amino acids)
Biological process (GO): carbohydrate metabolic process
Cellular component (GO): membrane
Molecular function (GO): hydrolase activity, acting on carbon-nitrogen (but not peptide) bonds
Source: RefSeq, a predicted model, not a curated record
AUGCUCGGCUUCCUGUCAACGUGUUGCCUGUUCUUCCCUCUCUAUUUCAUCUACAAGCCCCCGGCUUUCCUCAUUUGUUAUUUCCAACGUCGCUGGCCCGAUGUUUUGUUUCACCACCCAGUUGCUAAGAAAAUUGUCGCGCUGACCAUCGACGACGCGCCAUCAGCACAUACACUGGAGAUUCUCAAUAUUCUAAAAGUCCACCAUGCAACAGCCACCUUUUUCGUGAUCGGAUCGCAAGUACCGGGGUAUGAAAACGUCCUCUCCGACCUGGUCCGGGCCCGGCAUGAGCUGGCCAAUCAUGCGAUGCACGAUGAGCCCUCGCGCGCGUUAAGCGACGAGGAGCUGACGGCGCAGAUUCUAGCUGUCCAGACGAUGAUACAAGAGGCGUAUAAUGCAGCCGACCAGGUCCAAGGGCCUGAUGGGUGGUACUUCCGGCCAGGUUCUGGGUUCUUCAGCUCGAGAAUGCGGCGCUUAGUUGAGAGUUUAGGUUAUAAGCUCAUAUUGGGUGAUACAUACCCCCACGAUCCGCAGGUUUCUUAUUAUAGCUUGAAUGCUAAGCAUAUUCUGAGCAUGGUGAGACCAGGAAGUGUCAUUAUUUGCCAUGAUCGCCGAGAAUGGACUGUGCCGAUGCUACGGGUGGUGUUGCCGGAGCUGAAAAAAAGGGGAUACACCGUUGUCACGGUAUCUGAACUAUUGCAAGAGGCGCCUUUACAAUGA